This is a messenger RNA of Dendronephthya gigantea, 851 nucleotides long. RefSeq lists its product as uncharacterized. Bases 66 to 806 code for a protein of 246 amino acids. NCBI's taxonomy places the organism in Eukaryota, Metazoa, Cnidaria, Anthozoa, Malacalcyonacea, Nephtheidae. The record is from RefSeq and is a predicted model, not a curated record. The transcript has 6 exons.
UCAGACACACACACAACCCCGACACCAGACGAUCCUUGGAAAAAAAAUUUAGAUACAAAAAAGUGAUGGGUUAUCGUUUAUCAGUCGAUCCUAUGGAGAUUAUUCACGCCAAGUCGGGAGCGGAAUGCGCCAUGAAAUGUGCAGCAAAAAAUGGAUGUAGAUCUGUUAAUUUCAAAAAACCGAGAAGCUGUGAAGAGAUGGAAAAUUGCGAGUUACUCACAAAGGUUGAUUCAGAAACACCUCCCAGGCGUGUAACUGCAAAUAAAGAGUAUGAUUAUUAUAGAUUACUCGAUUGUAACGGGAAUGAAUUAGAUCCAACUACAUCAAGCUCUGCGACACAACAACAAUCAACAACUUUAUCAAAAAUGACAGAAGCAAAGAGCUCAAUACCUCAACCAACAAUGACGUCUUUUACAUGUUCUAAUGCUGACUGGUGGCAAAGUUUUGACAGUAAGGGCUUGUCAAAAUGUGGCGCAGAAAAUCUUUUUAUCGCGGGAUUUUAUCGAAGCCCCCCAUAUCUUUUCCAUGAUCCCAUAUUGUUGCUUGAGGAAGCAAAAUGCUGUAAAGCGAUUACUGCGUACAGCGGCCAGAGUAGCCAGUGUGAAACAGCUAACUGGUUGUCUUCUCUUGGCGAGAAUGACAAAUGGAGCAAGUGCCCAGUGGGGUACUUUCUGAACGGGUUACAUCGGGAAGGUGGCAAAAAAUUAUCUGACAUCAAUAAAGGUUAUUGCUGCAAACCUGCAAAUCAUCCUAACAAAUAUGGAUCGUGUUAUACAGGGUGUCCCAAAAAAAAAGCAACCACUUAAAUAUGCAGAACAUUAAUAGAGCUCUAGAGCGCAAUAGGCAAGCAC